CUCCGAUUUAGGUGUAGCGAUUUAUACAUUAGUUUGUGCUUUAUUCCACGCCUAAAGCAAUUGAUCAUACUGCGGACGAAGCCGGCUUGCAGCAGAGAGUUAUUAAAAAGUUAAAAAUCGAUUUACAUUUGGUCAUCCUGUAAAACUUUACAAUGGUUUGGCUGGAAUCUUGCUGGUCUCCGUGCAUUUGGACCAACUCCGUUAAGACGGGAAGCUAUGCCGUGGCAGUUUACACAGUGGCAGCUUCGAUCGUACUGAUUACGAUGAUUACUUACAUGCUGCUCGGAGGCGAUUCGUCCCAGCUGUACUCUCCGUUGUUUGAGACGGACAUCCGCGAUUCGAUGCAGGUCGUGGGGGGAUUUUUUAUCUUCUACCUCCUGCUGCUGAUUUUGUCCUCCGGAGGAAUUUGCUAUUCACUGAAAACCACUUACCGUGGUUGGAUGUUACCAUGGUUGGGCCUUUUCGGCGUUGCCAUCCUGUUCCAGUUGGUGUUCGGGUUGUGGCUGAUUGGAGGAUACUAUAUUUAUCUUCAACAAACACUCUCGAGUCUGAUUUUGUGGGUUUGGAUGGCCUAUAAUAUUUAUUGCUGGAUGUGCGUCUAUUCGCAGUAUCAGAUCUUCGUGAUUCUUCAGUCUCCAAACAUAGAAUUACUGAUGCCUUAGGGAAAGGCAGGCGCUAGUAUCAUUAGCAUAAACUUCCAAAUGUAUUCAGAUAUAUCUAAGCAUUUUUCAAUCCAGUAAUCAAGGGCUAACGUCCACCAUUUUGGUGGUGCUUUUUCACCAUUUGUCAAUGGUGGCACUGUAGUUAAACAGAAUCUCCUACUCACAUUUCAUUUCCCAUUACGAUGGUACAAAAUGUAUAAGGAACUAGAUGUUAAGCACAAAUCAAAUUUUAUACACUUUGACAUAGAAGCAUAGGUUUAGUUGGCUGACUGAAGUGAAUUCACGCCGUCCGAGUAACAA
Molecule: messenger RNA, 962 nt
Organism: Anopheles bellator
Lineage: Eukaryota; Metazoa; Arthropoda; Insecta; Diptera; Culicidae
Gene: pasi1
Exons: 5
Coding region: 153-662 (169 amino acids)
Source: RefSeq, a predicted model, not a curated record